This is a messenger RNA of Saccostrea cuccullata (small rock oyster), 2000 nucleotides long. RefSeq names its product protein SDA1 homolog. The annotation marks the transcript as partial. Gene Ontology annotation, biological process: ribosomal large subunit export from nucleus; ribosomal large subunit biogenesis. The transcript has 20 exons. Lineage: Eukaryota; Metazoa; Mollusca; Bivalvia; Ostreida; Ostreidae. Gene Ontology annotation, cellular component: nucleolus. The record is from RefSeq and is a predicted model, not a curated record.
UUUCUACAGCAGUAUCGACAUUAUGAAUCAAAUCUUCAAAUUUUUCAACUGAAACCAUCAACUUACUCCAAAGCACUUGAGGAACUGGUCCUAUUUAUGGCUCAGGUGGCACAUUGUUACCCAGAAGAAGCGUCAAAAUUCCCUGAACACUUAAGAGAUUUACUUAGUUGCCAUGGUGAUGGAUUGGAUAGAAGUAUGAGAAUGACUUUUUGCAAGGCUAUGAUUCUCUUGAGGAAUAAGAACAUGCUAGAAGCAAGCAGUAUGCUGGAACUAUUUUUUAAACUUUUUCGGUGCCAGGAUAAACUUUUGAGGAAGACUCUCUACUCUUAUAUCGUAAAUGACAUUAAAAAUGUGAACAAAAAACACAAAAAUACCAAAUUAAACUCGACUCUUCAAAGUUUUAUGUACACUAUGAUGAAGGAUAACAAUGCAGUAGCUGCAAAAAUGUCACUGGAUGUUAUGAUAGAGUUGUACAGAAGAAACGUAUGGAAUGAUGCUAAGACAGUCAAUGUCAUUGCCACGGGUUGUUUCUCCAAAGUCACAAAGGUGCUUGUAGCAGCUCUACAAUUUUUCUUGGGUCACGAAGGAAAAGAGAACGAGGAUUCAGACAGCGAGGAGGAUGAGGCACCAAAAUCUGAGAAGUCACUGCGACUUUCACACAGAGUGGGAAAACACACAAAGAAAAGGCAGAAAAAGCUGGACAGAGCCCUGCAGACAUUAAAGAAACACAAGAAGAAAAAGAAAACUGCUGAGGUUUUCAAUAAUUCAGCUCUGCAUCUCAUUCACGACCCACAAGGUAUGUGUGAGAGGUUGUUUAAUCAGCUGGAGAAAACAACAGAGAGGUUCGAAGUCAAGUUGAUGAUGAUGGAUUUGACGUCACGCUUGAUUGGAAUACACCAGCUUUUGGUGUUGAAUUUCUACCCAUUUGUCCAACGCUUCUUGCAGCCCCACCAGAGAGAGGUAACAAAAAUACUUCUGUACGCUGCUCAAUCCAGCCAUGAACUUGUUCCACCUGAUGUGAUUGAAGGUGUUUUGAAAACAGUUGCAAAUAAUUUCAUCACUGACAGAAAUUCAGGAGAAGUGAUGGCUGUUGGACUGAAUGCAGUGAAGGAAAUUUGUGCUCGAUGUCCCCUGGCCAUGUCAGCAGAUUUACUGGGAGAUUUAGUACAGUACAAAUCACACAGAGACAAAGGUGUGAUGAUGAGCUCAAGGGCCCUAUUACAACUCUAUAGAAAAGUGAAACCUGAUCUUCUCAGUAAAAAAGACAAGGGAAAACCGACAGAGGCCAUGGCUGAGGCAGACACUCUGGUAUAUGGAGGAAAUUUAGCUAAAGAUUUUAUCCCAGGGGCAGAAAUUCUACCAGAAGAGGAAGAACAAAAAGAGGAGUCAAAGGAAAAAGAUGAUUGGGAGUCCUGCAGUGAUGAGUCGGAUAGCGAGGGGGAAUGGAUAGACGUUCAUCACUCGUCAGACGAGGAAACACAGGAAGAAGAACCUCAGAUAAGUAAAGAGGAAAAAUUAAAGAAGGCCCAGAGUGUGUCUAGUAGUCGCAUUCUUACAACAGUUGAAUUUGAGAGGAUUCAGAAGAGGCAGGCAUUGAAGGAGGUGGAGGGAAGAAGAGGGAAGAGAAAACGGGAGGAAGAGGAGGAGGAGGGAGGUUUGCUAACUUUAUCUACAAUUGAAAACAUCCACAAGAAGAGAGCUCACGACAAAGAGAGCAGAUUAUCAACAGUUAUGGCUGGAAGAGAAGGAAGGGAAAAGUUUGGAAAAAAUCAUGAAAAAAUGAAUCCUCAUGCCAGCACAACCAAUAAAAACAAGAAGAAGAAUAAGGCAUUUAUGAUGAUAAAACACAAAGUACAGAAGAAAAAGGUCAAAAGAUCAUUCCGUGAUAAACAGAUUGCAUUACGGAAUUCUUUACUAAAGAGACAGAAAACAAAAAGAUGAAGACUUAUACCUCUGUUGUUAUUUAUAUGAAGAUUUUUAAAUAAAGUGUUAAGCAUUUA